Molecule: messenger RNA, 747 nt
Organism: Emiliania huxleyi CCMP1516
Lineage: Eukaryota; Haptophyta; Isochrysidales; Noelaerhabdaceae
Exons: 2
Coding region: 1-747 (248 amino acids)
Source: RefSeq, a predicted model, not a curated record
AUGCCGACGUGCUCGCGCUGCCUCGAGAAAAAGCCGCUCGACGCCUUCUCGGACGCGCAGCUCGUCUCUGGCAAGCGAAAGUGCCUGCAGUGCUCCAACCCACGCCUUCACGAGCGGAAGGUCGCCGAGGGCCUCGCGGGCCGCCCUCUCGCCGACCUGGGCCGUCAGCGGCCGCGCGCGGCGCCGCCUCCCGCCGACGCCACGCUCGCGUGCACCGGAUGCGGACGACACUUCCCGCUCCGCAGCUUCUCGGCACGGCAGCGCUCGCCGCAGGGCAAGGGCCGCUGCACGGCAUGCGCCGCCUCGGCGUACGCAGCCAAUACGGCCGAGCAGCAGGCCGCCGCCAAGCGCCGCAGGUUGGAGGAGGCCGCCACGCCGGCGACUGCCCCGCCGCUCGCGGGCGGCGCUCGUGGCGGACGCGCUGACAGCUGCUCUGACGACGAGCGGUAUGAGGAGUCGCUGCUCUCGUGCGUGGAGGCGUUCCGACCCGCGCCGGCGGCCGCGCCCGCGCCGCUCGACGCGAGCAACGUCGGCCACCGCCUGCUGCAGCGUCUCGGCUGGUCGCCCGGUCGCCGCAACUUCGCGCUCAUGCCGUCGGCCUCCAGCCAACGCGAUUGCAGCAGCGCUGGGCCGGGACCGAACGUUGCGGUCUGCAUCACGGGCUCCGUGCGCUCCUUCGGCCAGCGGCGUAUACACGGCGGCAUCCUGCGUCACCUGGUCCAGGCCUUUGUCGGAGGGUACCCCUAG